AUGGAUACAGUGAAAAUAGGUUUUCUAGUGUUUUCCGAUGACGUCAGUUUUAUGUUAAAGUCGUCUGUCAACGUGUACUGGAAAAUAACUUGGGCAUUUAUAGCGCCACCUGCAUUGAUUGCAAUUUUAGUUCUACGUCACUUGGGCAACAGUGACCUUCCAAAUGACAUGUGGACAACGUGGAGCACGGUAGUCUACUGGAUGUUAUCAGCAUUAGUACUCAUACAGAUUCCUAUCUGGGCAGUGAUCAAGAUAGUCAGGUCUGACGAGUAUGGCUUAAAAAGACGACUACAGUAUCAACUAAAACCUGAGCUGGAAUGGGGCCCCGAACUGUCCGAACGACUGCACUGGCUCAACUACCGUGACGCGCGCCGCUCCACUCCGCGUGUACAAAACUCUGGUAACUACAACCUUGCAUUCUCAUAUGAUAUGUGACGUCACUAUAACAUUGUGUACGUGGGCACGGAAGGCGAAGAAAACAAGAAGCUUCGCGAAUCGCCGCUCGAAAAGGUGAAAUAUGCAAUAAUGUGUGUUUGAGGCUAUCUCUAUCAGGAGAAGACUGCAAGUGAAUGUUUCUAAAUAUGUUACAAACCACCGCCAUCGUUUCCUUGUUCAGUGUCAAGCGUUUCGGGCUUCGUAUCGGAAGGUCUGAGGUUCGAGCUGCUAAAUCCACUUUCAGCUGUGAAAGUAUUAUAACAGUGACAGUUAAUUCCGUCGUUCGGUUACUAAUAGCCGUAUAGGCGGCGAGUGCUGGUAACACUGAAUUAAAAUAUUCAAUAUUACCUAAUUUGGCCAAAGGUGUUAUUAUAUUCCUUCUGCUGCUUCUGUUCGAACAAGAAGUCAUGAGAUUUUUUAAAAACUGUGACCGGUGGUUGCUCUGAAAUUUUCUUCACUUUUAAAGCAUAAUAAUGAUAAAUAAAAAACCACAUUUGCUCAUGAAACAAGAAUGUUGUCGAGAGCUCCAUCUUUACUUUUAAAUCACAAAGUGUAGAAAACAUUUAUUAAAAGUAUUAACUUUUAGAACUGGGAACGAAUUCGAAGUUUAAUCAUACUUUCUACUUGUUGCUUGUAAAAAGAACACUCCGCCAACUGACGUGAGUUAAGGGAUUUUAAUUAGGUUUAGUAUGAUUACAUUGUUUAUUUAUUACAGGUUUGUAUUUUGAUGAUAAAUUGAUGUCGGAAUGACGGUACCCAUUUACAUGACGUCACAGUUUAAUUCUUAGUGGGGAUGCACGGGUAGUAAAAAAGUGGCCGAAUACCGGGUUCGGGUAUCCGGUCACUAAGCUUCGGCCGGGUGGUAACCGGGACCGAGUUCUCCCAUGCCCCCCCCCUCCCAAAACAACAACGACAA
Molecule: messenger RNA, 1351 nt
Organism: Limulus polyphemus (Atlantic horseshoe crab)
Lineage: Eukaryota; Metazoa; Arthropoda; Merostomata; Xiphosura; Limulidae
Product: sodium-dependent nutrient amino acid transporter 1-like
Exons: 4
Coding region: 1-435 (144 amino acids)
Biological process (GO): sodium ion transmembrane transport
Cellular component (GO): membrane
Source: RefSeq, a predicted model, not a curated record